Messenger RNA from Zophobas morio, 3433 nucleotides. RefSeq names its product rho GTPase-activating protein 44 (gene RhoGAP92B). The transcript has 6 exons. Gene Ontology annotation, molecular function: GTPase activator activity; protein binding. Gene Ontology annotation, biological process: positive regulation of GTPase activity; regulation of actin cytoskeleton organization; regulation of Rac protein signal transduction. The record is from RefSeq and is a predicted model, not a curated record. NCBI's taxonomy places the organism in Eukaryota, Metazoa, Arthropoda, Insecta, Coleoptera, Tenebrionidae. The coding region runs from base 621 to 3104 and encodes 827 amino acids. Gene Ontology annotation, cellular component: intracellular anatomical structure; cytoplasm.
CACUUUGGGUAAUCCAAGUUCUCCGAAUUGUCAAUCCACCCGCCUUGUCUUAAACUUGGGAAGCCCACCGCGGUGACAGUUAUGACAGCAGUUCAAAGCUUCCCGCCAAGCGUAGCGUGCUUCGGGAUUUACGAGGCCGGCCGUAAAAACGCUCAGUAAAAAUCGGCGGUGAUAUGUGUUAGUCACGAACGCAAAUGUUGCAUUUUCCUGCCGGUUUGACGGCGAAAUUCGCACGGAAAUUAUUAAAUUUAGUAAAAAUCCCAGCGCGCAACUCGUCCGGACUCGACCAUUUUUCCUAUCGGCCAGUGGCGGUGCCCCAGUAAUAGAAAGUGAUGUGGUCGUGUUGGUGUUUUUUUUCGUCGCACCGAUGAUGAUUUAUUGCCGUUUUCACGCUUUAUUUUUACUUUUAGUCGGUUGCGACAAUGCGAAAAUGUAAAAACCUGCCCUGCACAGUGCAAUAAGUGAAAACGCGGCGUCCAACACACUUUUGUUUACGUGAAAUGGAAAGUGAUAUUUGCCUUCUCUAUCACAAUAUGAUCUCAUCACCUAAAAGUUAAUAAUAAUUUCUAGUGUGUGUUAUCGGUUUUGUGCGAUUUGCGAAACGACUGGUGGUUUUUAAUAUGAAGAAGCAAUUUUUCCGGGUCAAACAACUCGCCGACCAGACUUUCCUCAGGGCCGACAAAAGCGAAGUCUUGAACAAUGAAGAACUUCAAGUGGCUGAUCAGAAAAUCGAAUACCUACGGACGGCCCUGACCGCCAUAGUCAAACACAUACCGCAUUCGGGGCAGAAUAACGACAUCGACAAGAGAGUCAGAAAAUGCACCGAGCACCACCUCGGAACCGUGUUCCAGGAGCUCACCGCCCGCAAGAACGAGGCGGGCGACCCCCAGGAGUACCUCAACGAGCUCUUCAGCCCCAUAAUCGGAAAGUGCGGCUUCGUGCAGCUGGAUUUAGCAAAAGUUUACGCAGAAUACGAGAAGCAAGUAGAAGAAUUAGUUAGUGCCCCCAUACAUUCGUUGCUUGAUGGGGAAUUCCGAAAUAUUUUAAAACAAAAGCGCAAUCUUUCUAAAUAUAUUCUAGAUAAGGAUUCGGCAAGCAAUAGGUAUAAUGCCACUAAAAAAGAAGCUUUAAGGGAUGACAUGGAAGAGGCUGAUUAUAAAGUAGAACAAAGUAGGGACGCUUUAGCUUAUGAAAUGUUUAGUUUGCUGGCGAAGGAGAACGACUUGUCGGGGUACAUGCUGCAGAUUUUGAAGUGUCAGAGGGCGUAUCAUGAAAGUGCCUUAAAUAAUUUGAAGGAUGUGAUUCCUCAGCUCGAGAAGCAGAUCGGUGAUAGUUCAGUUAAACGCGUAUACGGCAUUCCACUCCACGAGCACCUGCGAGUGACGGGCAGAAGAAUCGCCGCCCCACUCGACAUCUGCAUAACCCUCCUCCACCGCCACGGCCUAGAAGAAGAAGGCCUCUUCCGCAUAGUGGGUAGUACCUCGCGUGUCAAAAGACUCAAAUCCUCCAUAGAUGCCGGCUGUUUCUCCACCAAACUAAUCCCUGAAUACACAGACGUUCACGUUUUGGCCAGCGCCCUCAAACUCUAUCUCCGCGAACUACCCGACCCUCUCCUUACUUCCAACCUCUACCACAACUGGAUGCACUCGAUGCAAAAACCCGAAUCCGAAAGACUGGACAUCGUCAAAGGUUUGAUCGCCAAACUACCCGUCGAGAACCGGGAGAAUCUAGCCCUACUGAUUCAGUUCCUCAGCGAACUGUCGCGGCAUCCCCAAAACAAGAUGAACCCUAGCAACAUAGCCAUAGUGAUGGCGCCGAAUCUGCUGUGGGACGGCGGCGAAGUGAUGAACAUGGGCAAUUGCGCCGCCACGAACAUGCUGGUGGAGCUGUUCAUCAAAGAAGUCCAGACCUUAUUCCCCGAAGACGUCGCAAAACUAGUGAGCUUCCCGUGGAUGGACGACGACGGCUUCAUCAAAACGACGGUGGAAUUCAACGUGAGUUCCGAGAACGUGAGCGUCGCCGAAAGUCCCAAGCCCAGUUCGAGAAAAAAGAAAACCCCAGCUCCGGGUCCCCCCAACAGCAUGGUCAGCAAAACCGACCAGGACUACAUCCCCAACGACAAGAACGUCAUGUCGGCGUCGUACCCGUCGGGCAGUUCCACCCUCAACCGCCCCCCGAAACCCAAAGAACCCGUCGUAAAGUGCAACAAGACCUCCGUCGGAGUGAACACCGACGACAGGAGGAUGAGCUUGCACCAGGAGGACACGCACAAGAACGACGUCAGCAAAACGGCGCCUCUAGUCAGUUUAGAUAGUAGUAAGACUGUCGCUCAUAAGGUCAUCACCGAACCGGCGACGCCAGUCCAAGUUUCUAAAGCCAAACCUGUACAGCCAGUGAUCGCACAAAACGCUUGUGAUAAUAAAAAUUUUAAGACGACGAUAACGCACCCUGUGACCGACGGCGGCGUGACGCCGGUCCAGAAGCCGGUGGCGGCGCCGAGGUCCAUCGACGGAGUGACGAGGAGCUCGUCGAUCAAGAUCGAGCUGAGGCAGGAGGUGCCCGAAGUGCAGCUGAGAAAGCCGGAAAUCACGGCAGCGAAACCUGAGGUCCCCGCCCGGCCGGCCUCCCUGCAAAAGCGGCCCAGCAUGGACCUCGACCCGACCCUGCACCGAACGCAGUGUUCCGUCUACAGCGUGGCCAACAAGCAGCAGCCGAGCUACGUGAACGUCCAGAACCGCAACGAGAAGUUCCAGCCGGGCCACGACAAUCAGAUAGCGGAGAAGGAGAAGUUCCUCCACCACCAGCCGAUCAAGUUUGGCGACAUCAACUCCAACAGCCGGUCCGGCCUGCCGCCGAAGGCGGUCAAGGCGGAGAAGUCCGACGCGAGCAAGUCCAACGAGGACCUGGGGGACCUCGGGGAGAAGCUGAACGGCAACCAGAAAACUAGUCAUGUGCGGACGAAGUCGGACGGGAACUUGACGGAGUUGAGUGACAGUUUGAUGCAGACGCCGCCGUCGCCGCGCAGCCUCAACAAGCCAACGCAGCCGCCGCCGCCGCCCCCGGUCAACGUGAUCCGGAAGGAGCCGGACAGCACCGACUUGUAGCGAAGGCGCGGUUUAGUUGAGCAAAAGGUGAUCUUUCGAGUUACUCCCGCUAGUAAAUAUAAAUGAACAAAUAGUUGCUAUCCGACUGAAGUUAAAAUUUUAAAUUUUAAUGUUAAUGUUGAAGUUUGAAACGGAUUUUAUUUAUUCCGAGGAGUCUUACUGGUUGAUAAUAAGCACACAAGAUGCAAUUUAUAUAUUUUUUAUGUUUGCUUUAACAAAACUGACUUGCAGUAUAAUUUCUAGAUGUUAGGAAUUUUGAUAUCUUUCAUUUUAUCAAAAAGGAACUGUACAAGGCGCAGUCAAAUAAAACUUCAAUUUAUUUAAAUGAA